AUGAUAAACGAUUCAUUCAUUUCUUUAGAACAUGGGGUUGAUUGCGAGACAGAGAAUUUCAAGUUGAAUAUUGUUAUUCAAAAUCUUGAGACGGAAAAUAACGAGACAGUUAAACAAAACAGAUCGCGAGAAAUCAAAAUUGUUACUCAAGGAUUUGACAUUGACAGCCUCGAAUUCAAAAUCAAAAAAUAUACCGACGAAUUAAAAGAUGCAAAAAAUGAACAAAUAAUUCUUGAACGACGGCUUCAGCAACUUGAACUACAGAAAUCCGAACAAAAUGUUAUGGUCAAUCGAGCAACAAACGAGAUUAAUCGUUUAAUGUCGAUUAUUGUAAAAAUGGAAGAAUCUGAAGCAGCGUUUCAAGCCGAAAAUCGUCAUCAGAAACUGCUAAUUCAAAGGCUAAAAGACAAGAUUGCAGUUUUUGAUUCUGAAUUGAUUCAUUAUAAGGAAUCAAAAGACAGUGAAACCAAUAUGCUGAAUUCUAUUAUAGAAUCACUUGUGUCAUCAAAUACCUUGUUAAGAGAACAAAUAAACGAAAAUAGACACGAGAUGGAGAUACUGGGUAGCAUGAUUUCGUCAUUCGAAAAAUCCAAAACGUCUCUUAUAGAAGAGAAUCACCAGAAGCAAAUAAUUAUUAACGACUUACAAAGCCAACUGGUAUCACUCAACACAAAGUUACAGGAUCUUGAAAGAAAAAAAAAGGAAUUGCCAAAGGCGUCAUCACAAAAAAAAAAUUGGGAGUGGCUGUUUAAUUCAUCGUUAAGUCCGUUGGAAAAAGCUAAUCAUUUCUUUCAACUGCGAAAUGAGUAUUUAGAAGAAAAUGACACGAGUCAGACGGAUGAAAAGAAAGUUCCGAUAGAACAGUAUGUUGAGUAUUUGGGAAAGGAAUAUAAAAUUAUGAAUGCCUUUCUUUUGAAUUUGAACUUGACGGUACGAUCUCUCUCUCUCAAAAACCAUCGUUUUGGUGACGAGAAAAUGAAAACGAACUUUACUCAUAAUAAUUUAUUCAUUCAUAAUGAUAAUAAAUCCUUGACAAGCAACGGUAACGCCAGCGAAAUUAAUAAAACGACAAUACUUGAAUUAGCUGGGCGACGCUUUAGCUAUUAA
Molecule: messenger RNA, 1107 nt
Organism: Ambispora gerdemannii
Lineage: Eukaryota; Fungi; Glomeromycota; Glomeromycetes; Archaeosporales; Ambisporaceae
Source: the annotation of a GenBank genome assembly